Molecule: messenger RNA, 162 nt
Organism: Uncinocarpus reesii 1704
Lineage: Eukaryota; Fungi; Ascomycota; Eurotiomycetes; Onygenales; Onygenaceae
Exons: 1
Coding region: 1-162 (53 amino acids)
Source: RefSeq, a predicted model, not a curated record
AUGUCUAUUCCCCAGAGCAAUCUUCGGGACUUUAGCGCGCGAGAGUACGACUAUGUAAUCGUCGGUGGAGGGACUGCUGGCCUAGCACUCGCAGCACGGCUUAGUGAAAAGACCGGACCUCAAAGUCGCUGUCAUCGAGGCGGGACCAGCGGUCUUCGAUGA